AUGAUUUUGGAAAAACUUCAAGAUAUCACAAAAGAACUAGAGAAGUCAAUACAGAGCAAGUCGAUAGUAAAGUUGCCUGUAUCUGAUAACUUAGUUAAUGAUAUUAGAGAAAGUCUAGAGUUAAUUAACAAUGAUCAUAGUGAAAAAGAAGAAAUAAUAAAAAAGCUUCGGUAUAUUUAUAAAUUGCUUACAGAUGAAUUUGAUAUUAUUGAGGAGGAUUGUUGGGAUAGCUUGAAACAUUCUUUAGCUAAUAGUCAGUCUUUGAGUGAUAAGUAUAAUAUCAAAGUAGCUUAUGAGAAUUUAAAGAUAGUGGUAGAAGCUUUAAGGCUACUUGUUG
Cinara cedri is the source of this 337-nucleotide messenger RNA. The record is from the annotation of a GenBank genome assembly. Lineage: Eukaryota; Metazoa; Arthropoda; Insecta; Hemiptera; Aphididae.